This is a messenger RNA of Urocitellus parryii (Arctic ground squirrel), 2512 nucleotides long. It is a transcript of the gene Ran, whose product is annotated as RAN, member RAS oncogene family. Gene Ontology annotation, cellular component: nucleus; cytoplasm. Gene Ontology annotation, biological process: protein import into nucleus; ribosomal subunit export from nucleus. The record is from RefSeq and is a predicted model, not a curated record. Lineage: Eukaryota; Metazoa; Chordata; Mammalia; Rodentia; Sciuridae. Gene Ontology annotation, molecular function: GTP binding; GTPase activity.
UCGGCUGCGUCUCCGGCAUUUGAAUCGCGCUUCCGCCAUCUUUCCAGCCUCAGUCGGACGGGCGCGGAGACGCUUCUGGAAGGAUCGCCGCGAUGGCCGCGCAGGGGGAGCCGCAGGUGCAGUUCAAGCUCGUGUUGGUGGGCGACGGCGGCACCGGGAAGACGACGUUCGUGAAACGCCACCUGACCGGCGAGUUCGAGAAGAAGUACGUAGCCACCCUGGGCGUGGAGGUCCAUCCGCUCGUGUUCCACACCAACAGAGGGCCCAUCAAGUUCAACGUCUGGGACACGGCGGGCCAGGAGAAGUUCGGCGGCCUGCGAGACGGCUACUACAUCCAAGCCCAGUGUGCCAUUAUAAUGUUUGAUGUGACAUCAAGAGUUACUUACAAGAACGUGCCUAACUGGCAUAGAGAUCUGGUACGAGUGUGUGAAAACAUCCCCAUCGUAUUGUGUGGCAACAAAGUGGACAUUAAGGACAGGAAAGUGAAGGCAAAGUCUAUUGUCUUCCACCGAAAGAAGAAUCUUCAGUACUAUGACAUCUCAGCCAAAAGUAACUACAACUUUGAAAAGCCUUUCCUCUGGCUCGCUAGAAAGCUCAUUGGAGACCCUAACUUGGAGUUUGUUGCCAUGCCUGCUCUUGCCCCACCAGAGGUUGUCAUGGACCCUGCUUUGGCGGCGCAGUACGAGCACGAUUUAGAGGUUGCUCAGACAACUGCUCUACCAGAUGAGGAUGAUGACCUGUGAGAAGAUGAAGCUGGAGCCCGGCGUCAGAAGUCUAGUUUUAUAGGCAACUGUCCUGUGACGUCAGCGGUGCCGCGUGUGUGCCACUUUACUAAAAUCUAGCUAAGCAGACAUGUGCUUCAUUUGUGGAAUGCUGAAGGAGAUGAAUGGGCUUCGGAGCGAAUGUGGCAGUUAAAAAAAAUACCUUCAUUUUUUGGACCUGCAUAUUUAGCUGUUUGGAACGCAGUUGUUUCCUUCUUGAGUUUUGAAUAUGACUGCUACAGUCACAUCACAAUAUUCAGUGGUGAAUCUUGUUUGUUACUGUCAUUCCCAUUCCUUUUCGUUUAGAAUCAGAAUAAAGUUGUAUUUCAAAUAUCUAAGCAAGUGAAUUCCUCCCUUGUUUAUAAGCACUCAGAACCAGUAGAGUAGGGCAGCUUGUGCCAUCUUAGUUCUUAAASUGUCAUUGCUGUGUGACUUAACUUAAAAUCUUUGUGUCUGCCUUUAUGCCUGUUUGAGUCAUAUCACACAAACUGGAUGUGACUGGUCAGGAAUUGAGGUGUAAAUAGUGAUGGUUCAGUUGGGCUAGCACAAUGUCUGCCCCAUCUUCGUCCUGGCCAGACAAGGUCACUUGGGGAAAAACUUCAGACCUCAGGAGACCUGUCAGCAUAAAGAUAAUAGACAUUUUAAAAGGUGGUGGUUGCUUUUACUUGAUGGCAAAGGUGACUGACCCCCCUUUUAAGAUGAGCAUUCAGAAGUUGGGCCUCUUGAAGUUCUGUUAGAAGUGAGUGUGAAUUUCACUUUGCCUUUAUUCUUGAUGUUAAAUGUCCAAAAUCAGUACUCCGGGAAGAUGUUUUGUGUUUACUUGCUGCUUUCCAAGUACUCCCAAACUUUUAGAGGUAGUUUAAGGAGAAGGACACAAGAGCUUUUGGUGUCCAUCACCCCAAAGAAUACUUGUAGGUAGUGUAAAUAAAACAGUAGCCAAGAACACUACCAGAAUGCACAGUAGGAUGUGAAGCCUUAUCAGAUUGAGCCUUUAUCUUGCAUGGUUCCCAUGUGUAAAGAUGAAUUGGGGAAGAGAGAAAUUAGAUCUGUCUUGUCUGAGGAGUUAGUCCAUCAAAACUGCUAUGCCAUUUAGGAAUCUCAUUAAGAGCUGCUUAUUCUAGUCCAGUUGCAAAGUUCUUAAAUGUCUGAUUAUAUUUAGACAAUAUCCUGCCUUGGAAGAAGGUAGACAUGAUCACUUUUUAGCAAAAAUAAGAUUUAAUGUAGUUACUAUAUAAGCUUUCAUGAACAGAUUGGUUUUAAAAUCCAAUUUGCUGUGUAUGCUGUGUUCAGAACCAGGUGUCAGCAUCCUGUGAAAUAAAGUUUUCCUAUAAUUGGAAUGACACAUUUGUAACAUAAAAUGCAAGAAUCUAUGACAUUUUGUCUCAUGUAACAGUUAAAAUUUGGACACUGCUUACCUGUUCAGUGUGUGGUGGGAAAGUACUUAUAAGUCAUUCAUUGGAAGAAAAUUGUUGCAAAAUAUAUUACUUUGCCUGAAUUUUCUGUCAUUUCUAGUAUUUGCUGUAGAAAUAGUGAGCAUAGAUCUUGGUUCUGUGAAAAGUCAGGUCGGCCGCACAGCAGAUUGUCUACUGUAUGUGGGUUACAAUUCUGUUCUGUGGAGACAAACAGAAAGGGUUCUCCCAUGCUGUAAGAAGUCAGCACCCAAGGAGAAAGUGUUGGAGGCUUUAUUCUGCACAGUUAAUACUAGAAAUUGUUUUAUUUGAACAAAGUAACUUAAGAAAUAAGUAUCAUGU